Messenger RNA from Cuscuta epithymum, 3963 nucleotides. Lineage: Eukaryota; Viridiplantae; Streptophyta; Magnoliopsida; Solanales; Convolvulaceae. The record is from the annotation of a GenBank genome assembly.
CCACUAUCGAACCACUUGCAAGUUCCUCUUAAUUCUCCUCUUAUAAAAACCACUACAAACUUCCAAUCCAAUAAGAAACUGCACCUUAAAUAAAAUUAUGAACCUACCCAAUUCAAUCAGAAUUAACUGAUACUCCUCCUCCGAUCUUCCUCUUAUUCAUGCAUAUAUGCCCUUCAACUAACGAUCAAUCUAGCCAGCCUCACAUGCUGCAUUGUUCUCCAGGCCGAAUAAAUUGAAAUAUAGGAUUAUUAUUAAUAUAGUAACACUAAUAACAGUAGUAAUAAUUUUUUUUAUUAAAAGAGAAGCAAGAAAUGGAAUUAUUCACUAAGUGGGUUCUUGUUUUGGCUAUCUUGAUUUCCGUGGAAGCUUCAUUUGUGAUGUCGCGAGUUAGCCGAGAUUAUCUGCAGGCCCCUUUCCCUGCACCCGAGGCUGCACCUGCACCCCAUGAUGGAGAGGGCUAUUCCUCCUCCUCCUCCUCCUCCUCCUCCUCCUCAUCAUCAUCAUCAUCAUUAUCCUUCAAUGUCCUAGCUUAUGGAGCCGUAGGGGAUGGCAUUGCGGAUGACACAUCGGCAUUCAAGAUGGCUUGGGACGAUGCGUGCCGAAGCAACUUAUCAUCACCCGUCGUGCUAGCUCCGGUUGACCUCCUUUUCUUGAUCCAACCAACCAUCUUCAGCGGCCCUUGUAAAAACCCUCUCACCCUUCAGAUUGAGGGCACCAUAAUGGCACCAGAUGGACCGGAUUCAUGGCCCAAGAAUGUGACAAAGAAACAGUGGCUAGUUUUCUACAGAGUGAAUGGAAUGUCUAUGCGAGGUGGUGGAGUGGUUGACGGCCGAGGUGAGAAAUGGUGGAACCUUCCCUGCAAACCCCACAAGGGAGUAGAUGGGACAACUCCACCAGGUCCUUGUGACAGCCCAGUGCGAGCAGGCUUUAAGGUUCUUCACAAGCUCAAAAUUGAGGGUGGGGGAGCUUACGAUAAAGAACAGCCCAAUGUUCCAUUUCCGGUUUGACCACUGCAAUGAGGUCCACAUUGAUUCACUCCACAUCAUAGCACCCCCACACAGCCCCAACACUGAUGGAAUCCACAUUGAGAACACUUAUGAUGUCACUAUACAAAACUCCAUAGUCUCCAAUGGUGAUGACUGUAUAUCCAUUGGAGCAGGCUCUUACAAUGUAGAUAUAACCAACAUGACUUGUGGCCCUGGUCAUGGGAUUAGUAUUGGCAGCCUGGGCAUGAAAAACAGUAGGGCAUGUGUAUCAAACAUAAAGGUGAGGGAUUCAAGCAUCCGGGAUUCUGACAACGGAGUCCGGAUCAAGACGUGGCAGGGUGGGUCCGGAUCCGUUUCCAACGUUGCCUUUGACAACAUAAGAAUGGACAACGUCCGGAACCCCAUCAUAAUAGACCAGUAUUACUGCAGCCAUGCCGCUGGCGUCUCCUGCACAAACCAGACCUACGGAGUGUCCAUAUCAGGUGUGACAUACUCAAAGAUCAAGGGAACUUUUGACAUCAGAAGCCCUCCAAUGCACUUGGCCUGCAGCGAAACUGUCCCGUGUACCAACUUAACCUUGUCCGAGGUUGAGCUGUACCCUUCACAAGGGCAGAGAAUUUCAGACCCUUUCUGUUGGAAUGCCUAUGGGGAUCAGGUUACUGCCACUAUUCCUCCUAUCUCCUGCUUGUUGGAUGGUACUCCUCAGUCAUUUCCUAGUAUUACUUAUGAAGAUCAUUGUUCGUGAUCCAUACCUGAGGCUAGGCUGGCUACGAAUUACAUAUAUUGGACCUUAGUUUUGCAUUAAUGGUCAACAGAUGAAGCUAAUUAUGUUGCUAGGAAAAUCCAUCAAGCUUAGCUGGCUAUGGGUAUGAUUUAAUUUAUUAAUUUGAAAUGAGAAUUAGUGUAACAUGCAGAAUAAUGUGCGUUCUUAGCAUGUAGAAAAUUAAUUAUGAUAGAUCAGUUAAUUGUAUACAUUCAUUAUGAUCAAUUCAUACCAUUAUUUAUUCAUAAGGAGGUAGGAACAAAGAGUGCAUGAGUGCAUCCGGUAACCAGUUUUUGCUACUUUGAUUCUAUGAAAAUGUUACGAGGUUUUAAGUCAUUAUUUUUGCAAGUCUAGAGCAGCUUUUUACUGUCAAAGCUAGAUUUUUAAAAAUUGUUUUCCAUAAAGUAUGAUUCAAGAAAUACAUGAUAGAUUAGGAAAAUUAAGUACGAAGUUUAUAUUGAGCACAACAUAUUAAAAAAUGGUGAUUAUAAAGGUCUAUUCUUGAAAAUAACUAUUCAUACUGCUAUCCAACAGAUGUUUUAAAGUAAUAUUCCGUAUUUUUCAUUUUUACUUUGUGUUCAAUAAUACUAGUAUACUACGUAUGAUGCGUUGAUUUAUACUUUGUUCCAAUAUAGAAUUCCACAAUUCAAUUAGAGAAACACUUUAAUUUGUUUAUUUAAAUGGGCAAAAGUAUGACUUACAAUACACAGUUACCAUAUGAGUAAUUUUUGUUGACCACAGCACAAUAUGUGACCCGUUAUAGUAGUCACAUUCUUAUCUACACAUUCUGUUUCAGUAACAUAAAAUAUUUUGUUAUUUUUAUUAGAGUUGAAUAUAAGAGUAAUUUCAUCUCUCAUCCAUCUAAAAAAGUAAAUUAUAAAUCGGUUGGAGAUAGACAGAUAAUGAGCCCGUUUGGUAGCACCAAAAUCGGCUGUUUUGGCUGAUUCUGCUGAAAUUUAUGAUAUUCUGGCUGGAGUGGCUGUUUUGGCUGAUUCUGCUGAUUUAAGAAAAAAAUAUUUUAAAAAUAUAUUUUAUUAAUAAAUUAAAGAAAAAAUUAUAUGUAAAAAUAGCUAAAAUGGUCCUCUACAGUAACUUCAGCCAAUACAGCCAGAAAAGUAACUCCAACCUUACUUUUUCGGCUUAUUACACAAUUCAGCGCGCGAAAGUAAAAGUUACGUGUUUGGUGAAAAAACUGGCUGAUAAGCCUGAUAAGCCGAAAACAGAGUUCUCCAAACAGGCUCUAUAAGGGAAUGUUUGCAAAAGAUACAAAAAAUUAUUUUCAGGGUUUUUGCUAAAAAACUAAAAUCAGUGUUUUCAAGUGACAAUUUUUAUUUAAAUUAAGCUAGAAGUUAAAAGCUAGAAGCAUAUGAACAGUGCUUUAAACUAUUUUUCACAUUUUGUAUUAAAUAAAAAACAUUUCUUAUCAAUAUCAGCUUUUAUUUUCUCAAAAUCGCUUUUAUCUCAAGCGUUACCAACGUUAACCAUUAUUAAGCUUUUUUUUUUCUAAAAUCUAUUUAAGAAUGCAUUUUCAAAGUAUAAGCAACUCCAACAUGAACCACACAAGUCCAGGUGGUUCUUACUAGAUCUGCAUAUACACGGCCGGCACUAUCAUGUAGAAACUAUAGAUGACGCCUUUUUUUUAUGUUCUUUGAGGUUGGCCCUCCCAAAGAUUUUAUUUGAUUAUGGAUUUAUGGGCACAUCUCCACUUGACUAAAUACCAACAUCAUUAACGAUGACGACAGCUAGGGCCUUAACCACCUUUUUGCAUCUUUGAUCUAAGUCAUACAAGUGUAAUUUUCAAUCAAAUGUGUAGUUAUUUGGGACUAAAACAAGAAUUUUACUAAACAAUCACAAUUGGAUAAAAAAAAGUGACAUUUUUUUUUAAUUUUAUAAAAUGAGACUAAAAAUGGGUAUGGAGACCAUUAUACCCUCAUUAGGCCCAGAUGACCCAUACAGUGACCAGUUACGGUUACCCAACCAAUUACAAUUACUCGACCCAUCAGUUACAGUUACCCGACCCGCUAAUUACAGUUAUCUGACCUACCAGUUACAGUUACCCGACGGGUCAAUUACAAUUACCCGACAUGCCAGUUACGAUUAUCUAAUUUGACCAGUUGUAGUUAUCAAAUCGACCAAUGACAGUUACCGAGUUCGACCAUUUACAGUUACACGGGUCUGAUAAUGAUUAUCGUCAACCACCACCAUCGGCCACCA